Lytechinus variegatus (green sea urchin) is the source of this 2036-nucleotide messenger RNA. Its product is annotated as beta-1,3-N-acetylglucosaminyltransferase radical fringe-like. The transcript is spliced from 7 exons. Bases 39 to 596 code for a protein of 185 amino acids. Lineage: Eukaryota; Metazoa; Echinodermata; Echinoidea; Temnopleuroida; Toxopneustidae. Gene Ontology annotation, cellular component: membrane. Gene Ontology annotation, molecular function: O-fucosylpeptide 3-beta-N-acetylglucosaminyltransferase activity. Gene Ontology annotation, biological process: regulation of Notch signaling pathway. The record is from RefSeq and is a predicted model, not a curated record.
GAUUGGCCCUGUGCUGUAAAACAUCAAAUAUAUUCAGUAUGUUUUAUAAAUCUAAUAAAAGGUGGUUAUGUCACGUUGAUGACGACAACUAUCUCAAUGUGCCGGAGCUGAUGAAGUUACUCCGGCAGUUUGAUCACGAUCAAGAUCAUUACCUAGGCCGGGCUAGCCUCAGUCAUCCUAUAGAAGCUAUAGAUAGAGUUUCAAAUCAGAGAGUAUCAUUUUGGUUUGCUACCGGCGGUGCUGGAUUCUGUAUCAGCAAGGCGUUGGCUACUAAGAUGAUGGUCUAUGCUAGUAGUGGUACUUUUGAGAGAAUGUGCAAUAGAGUACGCCUUCCAGACGAUGUUACUAUUGGUUUCAUUAUAGAAAUUUUAUUGAAGAAACCUCUGACAAAAGUGCAAACCUUCAACUCUCACCUUCAGCAACUGGCCAGAAUUCCAACUAGACAACUUCAAAAUCAGCUUACCUUGAGUUAUAGUAUUACUGAAAGUAGACGCAAUGUUAUCAACUUGGCAGCUAUUAUGGAUGAUGAUCCAACCAGAUUCAAAUCAUUCCAUUGUACGUACUUCCGGGGAUAUGGGAACUGUCCAUCCAACUAGCGUCAUCUUUGAUGCAGCUAAUGGUCAGCCAUUGGUCAUCUUAGGAUUGUCAUUAGCAACCAUCCUGAGGCCAGAGCUGCUGGACCGUGGUCAAACCAGCUAUCAUCCGAAGGGGUUGUUCUUAUUUAUCCAACGAAUGUCAUCCUUGAGGCAGCUAACAGUCAGCUAUUAGACAUCUGAUUGUCUUUACCAUCCUUGGGCCAGUGCCACCAGACCACGGUCAAACUAGCUAUUGUCCAAAGGAGUUGUCCUUAUUCAUCCAACGAAUGUCAUCCUUGAGGCAGCUAAUGGUCAGCUAUUAGACAUCUAAUGGUUGUCUCUACCAUCCUUGGGCCAGUUCCGCCAGACCAUGUUCAAACUAGCUAUUGUCCUAAGGAGAAGUGGUCAUCUUUAUGCAGUACCUAACAUCCUUUUGAUAGAUGACAUUCUUCUUGGUGAUUAUCGAAGGGCAAGCUUGUGGUCAUUGCAAUGAACAUCUCAGCAUCUUCAUUGCCAGCUAAUGGUCAUUUCAUCCACCAUCCUGUUACCAGUAACAUGUAGAUCAAUGAGUGCCCUUUGUACUACUGCAAUGACCGGCUACGAGUAGCUCUGAAUUUUAUUUCAGCGUUCAUCGUCUGUCUGGACAGAUAAUGGUCAUCUUAGAUCAGCUGAAAGUUGAAUCACUCAGUUAUGUUCAUAUGAAUGAUUUUAUUAGUCUACCAAUUAGCGACUAUCGCUGUAGCCAUCUACUGGUGAGCUAGUCGUCCUUUCAGUUUCCGUCUUCUGUCCAGUUAACGGCCAUCUUCCAUCUAUUAGUCACCUGAAGGACGUACAGCUCACCCUCCUCCAACAAACGAGUACUAGAGUACAGUGUCUGGAAAGAUAAAACAAGAAAGUAAAAUGUAUUGAUGUAUGGGUAUCCAAGUAUCUGUGGUGCUGAGGAAUGUUGAAGGCCAUGAAAGGCACUUGGUCUUCGUUCCUCGAAUACUUUUUUAUCAAUAUGCUGCAGCCAAUGUUUGUUUGUCUGUUAUUUUAAAAAAAGAGACGGGUGUCAGAGCAGUUCAAGUACAAUAACCAAAUUGAAACUGUGAGUCUUCUUAGGUUGUUGGCUAAUUGGGGUGUGUUUCAUGAAGCAAGUAGGCAGUGGAUUUCCAUUGACUAAUUAGUUCUGAGCCGCAAGGAUUAACAGUAGCUUAUAACAAUCGUGAGGGAAUAUCACCGAUUAUUUUUUUUGUGAAACUCUCCCUCAAUGCCUGCCUGUGAGUUUGUAUGUUAUAUAGUCAGGGUGGGUUUUUCAUAAAGCUGUUUGUAAAGUUAUGGAUGACUUUCCGCAUGACUGGUUACCCUUUCGUGUGCUAAAUGAAAUAGCCCUCUAGCUGAUUUAGCACUUGAGAGAAUGUUCCAGUCGCUCGUAAAGUUGUUCAUAAGAACAUUGCUCGUAACUUUACAAAAAGCUUUUUU